UCUGUCCAAUUAAAAGGUCGAAGGUUAUACCAAUUGUAUAUUGGUUCAGUGUGAUUGAGGCUGAACUUGGUAGGGAUGACUCGUGUUCAAUCCCCCGCAACAAUAAUUGGGAGAGGACUGGAACUUAUCCACCCAGAACUCGCCCCGAAUCCGGAUUAAUCAGAAGGGUGAAUCGGGCGCAAUUUAGAUGGUGGACCAUGGUGCACGUACCUCUACGUGCACCACUAUCAAUACUACGUCGUUUUACUAUUUUUUGCAUUUGUUUAAAAAUAAAAAACUGGAAAGAAAAUAGAUUUUCAGAUUUUAUAAUUAUAAAAAAUAGAAAUAAUAAAAAAAAACCCAAAAAGAACCAUAUUUUGCGGCAGAGACUACUCCCAACAAACUUUGAGCCAGAGACUAAUCCCAACAAACUUUGACCAUAUAUCCCAAUUGAUUUUGCCUAACUAAUGAAACCUUAACAAAAAAAAAAAAAAGAAAAAAGGAAAAACAAAUCAACCGAUAUUGCCAUGGCUAAUUCAAGCUCUAUGGAAUCGAAUGACGAUCAAGAAAAUAACAAUUACAGUGAUGUUGAAGAUCAAACUGAUAAUUUCGUUGACAAAAGUAAAGGAUUUCACGAGGCAGAAGAUUCUGAGCUAUUGUAUUCAAAGGUAAAGAGUGAACAGGAGGCCUACACGUUGUAUAAUGAUUAUGCGUUUAGGCAGGGGUUUGGAACUCGGAAGGGUAAGAUAUCUAGAAGAGCUGAUAAAAUAGUUUCGCAACGAUUCUUCCUUUGUUCAUAUGCUGGUUUCAAGAAAGAUAGUGGUGUUCAGCCUACGGCUUUUAAGAAAUUGAUUUUUCAUAGCGGGUGCAAGGCUAGUAUUCAAUUUGAUGUCGAUAAAAAACGGGUCUCUUUAUUGUGUUACCAAGCACAAUAUGAUUCAUAAUCAUGGAAGAGUUCCAGUUAGCAAAAGACAUUUGAUAAGGUCUCAUAGGAAAGUAACGGAAGAACAAUUGGCUAUGCUUAGCUCCUUGAAAAAGUAUGGUGUCCCGAUUGCUGAUGUUGUACGGGUGUUCAAAAAUAAAGCCGGUGGGGAAGCCAACCUUGAGUUCCUUAAGAGGGAUGCAUAUGAUGCAUUAGCUGCUAAAAAAAGGGACGGUUGUGAUACAAAGCAGUUGAUAAAGUAUUUCAAGGACAGGCAAGCUAACGAGGUGGACUUCUAUUAUGAUUUUGAGUUUGAUGAUGAAGGCUAUCUUGAUUGUUUUUUCUUUCGAGACGGUAAAAUGAAGAUUGAUUAUGAUGUGUUUGGAGACCUUUUGGUGCACGACACGACAUAUCGUACCAAUAAAUAUGACAUGAUAUGUGGUCCUUUUGUUGGGAUGAACCAUCACAACAAGAAUGUUAUAUUUGCUAUUGGUUUUAUCGUGAAUGAGAAAUGAGAGUCUUUUGAAUGGUUGUUCAACACAUUUUUGAAGUCUAUGGGAGGGACACAUCCAACUACCAUUAUGACAGAUCAAUCUAAAUCUAUGGCAAAAGCGAUAAGAAAAGUUUUUCCGAAUUCAAGACACCUGCUAUGUACUUGGCAUAUAGGGGAAAAUGCGAAGACGGGUAUCAAAGGGUUGAGAGCAAUGGAAGGUUUUAAUACAUUUUUCGACUACGUGUUGAAAUUCACCGACACUAUUGGAGAAUUUGAGCAUUAUUGGUCAAGCAUGGUGAAAAAGUACGAUUGUGCUGGCAAUAAAUGGCUUCAAAACUUGUACACCAUUAGAGAAUUUGGUGCCUUGCUUAUUCAAAAGACUACUUUUCUGGAGGAGUUUUGUCUUCACAAAGGAGUGAAACAACUAACAAAUCUGUCUCAAGAAGGCUCCAUAAGGCUCAUGGUCUAUGUGAUUUUUACAAGUGUUUCCUUGAAGUGGUUGAUGAGUGGCGAAGUAACGAGAAUGCUGAUGAUCACCAAAGUCAAGUUGGGAACCGAUAUUUAGUUGUUGAAGGGGUAGGCAUACUUGAAGAUGCUAUGGAAAUUUAUAAUAUUGAUAUAUAUCUACAGCUAGAGUCGAACUUCCUUAAAAGCAUGCCCUGCAUUGUUAAUAUCGCAAGUUUUAUGCCGCCAAUAUAUGAAUAUCAUGUUAAACAUCCAAAAAAAGAUUUGAUUAUGCACACCUUGAAGUUUGAUCAGUCAAGGACAUCAGUUGAUUGCACCUGCAAAUACUUUAGUGAGGUUGGUAUCCUUUGUUCACAUUCACUUCGUAUUCUACAUCUUAAUAAUGUUAUCUCAAUCCCUAAGAAGUAUAUUUUAAAGAGAUGGACAAAGAGUGCUAUGUGCCACAAGGUGGGUGAUAAUGUUACACAAGUGCUUUGGAGGUUGCAGACUACGAGGAACUUCAUUAGUAUAAUAAACUCAAGCCAACAUGACUUAGCUGCAAGGAAAGUCACGGAAACAACUUUCUUGGAGUGUAAGCAGAGGGUUGAAAGUUUGAUUGGUGAACCAGAAAACAACAUUACAAAUCAAGAAGGUGAGGGUUCUUGCAUGGUGGAAAGGGGAUGCAUUCUUGAACCAACUACCCAAGUGGAAGAUAGUGUAGUUGAGGUUGAGGGAGUAGAAGGACAACCCAUAAAGAACCCAAAGAAAAAGAGGAAGCAAGGGGGGAGAAAUGUAAGACUAAAAGGGACUCAAGAAAAGGUUUGUAACAAGCUGAAAGCUAGAAAACCUCAAGCAUGGAAGAUGAAAACAACAAGAGGUGUUUCCAAGAUGAAAGACAAAGCUCAGACUACAUUACAUGAUUACUUAGACGUUCCAGAAGGUUCAACCAUAACACACCCGACAAAUCCAGUUUCUGAUUUGGAGUUUUUUGCGCCUGAUGACUACUUUGGUGUUAACCUUACACCGUUCGAGAAUUAGCAGUAACUUAAACAAACUAGACAUCAAUUUGUUGUUUUAAUUUUUUUUUUUAACUAAGGUAAACCAUGUAUUGCCUUGAAUAAUUCAUUUCGUAUGGUUUUAUCCAUUAACGAGGAUUCGAUUUUUUAA
Molecule: messenger RNA, 3005 nt
Organism: Spinacia oleracea (spinach)
Lineage: Eukaryota; Viridiplantae; Streptophyta; Magnoliopsida; Caryophyllales; Amaranthaceae
Exons: 4
Coding region: 1992-2876 (294 amino acids)
Molecular function (GO): zinc ion binding
Source: RefSeq, a predicted model, not a curated record